Anopheles bellator is the source of this 1451-nucleotide messenger RNA. RefSeq names its product protein ILRUN. Gene Ontology annotation, biological process: macroautophagy. Gene Ontology annotation, cellular component: phagophore assembly site. The transcript has 6 exons. NCBI's taxonomy places the organism in Eukaryota, Metazoa, Arthropoda, Insecta, Diptera, Culicidae. Gene Ontology annotation, molecular function: ubiquitin binding. The record is from RefSeq and is a predicted model, not a curated record. Bases 651 to 1313 code for a protein of 220 amino acids.
GGAACGAUGUUAUAGAAGGCUUACUCUGUACGAGGCAAUAGCAAAACCAAACCUAAACCAAAUACAACCCUGGGCCUUGUCAGCAACAUAUUCUCCCGUUACAACAUAACAUUUAUAAAAAAAACAACAUAGAUAUAUAGUCGAAUCCGUUGAUUUAAUUGCAAUCGCUCACUGCUUGCAAGUUAUUAGGGGAUGUAAACAAACCCUUUCGACCCAUCAAUAUAAUGCAUGGCAAGACCUAAUAGAGAACUAUCGUGGUGUGCAGUAUAUGUACAUGUGACACAAAGAGUUUUUCGGUGAGAACAGUGUUGAUGGCUCCGUUGUUAUUCUUAUCUUCAAGAAAAACAACAAAGAAAUAAAUGUUAUUCACCCAAUGCUGAUGAGUGUCAGUUUUUGUUUUCCUUUGCGCUGUACUGUUGUAGCAAAAGUUAUCUGUGCGUGUUUAGCAUCAACAAAUUAAACGGAGAUCCAAAGAGUUCGAUCGUGAAGUUUGAACGACUCGCUCUUUCGUGUAAACAAUUGUGAUCGAAGUAAAAGUAACCAUUGAAAAAUAUUUCACGACUCCUCGUACCACCCUCGACUCGUAACAAGAAUAGGUCUUGUACGGUACGGUACGUGCAAAUUGAGCAGUAUAAUUUAUCAGAAAAGCAAUGGAGAACAAGGACCAGCAAGUACCUCGGCCGGAUGGAUCGUUGCCGGAUGACAUCGAGCAAAACUUCUUAACACAGUUCAGCUCAAUGAUAACCACGGACAAAGAGGAGCUGAUCAAACAAUUUCAAAGCAUAGGAGAAAACCUGAACCAUUCAACUGCGACAUUUUUCUUAGAUAUGACAAAUUGGAAUCUGCAGGAAGCAGUAGGCUGUUACUUUGACUACAUGGCACAAUCGCGAUUUCCUUCUAUGAAGUUUCUAAGUGAUAUAAGUGUCGGAAAGGGCGAAAAAGUUACUCCCAGCACAACGUUCCAAUUAUCAUUUAUGAUACAGAAUAAUGGUGAAACUACGUGGCCUAGUGGUACGUACAUGGCGUUAAAGCAGGAUCCACACUUCCUACAAUCUUACGCCGCAUCAUUGCGGGAAACGAAUCAAAAAUUCUACGUGCAUACAUUGCCACCCAUGGAUACAGUGUCUGUUACGGUGCAAUUGGUUAGUCCAGCGGAAGAAGGUGCAUUUCAAACCACAUGGGCAAUUUACACUCCCAACGGCACCGAGUUUGGAGAAACCAUCACAGCGAGCAUAGAAGUUUGCAAAAAUGGAACAAUGGCAAUUACUCAGGCAAACGGUAGUGCGAUCGACGAUACGGAAAUGUGGGGGUAGCUCUACAAUUUAUAAAUUUGUUAUGCAUAACAAAGAUGCAUACUUAUCACGGCAAAGCGAAUUUAUGCUUAUGAUUCUUAUGUUUGGUUAAUUGCGUUUGUGAAUAAAUAUCAAGUUUUUGAACAAUAAAAAAAUGCC